AUGGAGCAACCGGAGUAUCGGGUUCACAAGCACCACCGUCGGAUAUCCUCGACCGGUGGCAGCAGAGCAUGGACGGAAGAGGAGGAAGCUUACCUGUUGCGGACUAGAAUAAAUAAAAUGCCUUACAAGCAUAUCGCCGCACAUUUGAAGAAGACCGAACUAGCCUGUCGUCUGCACUAUCACCAGAUGUCGUAUGGUAAUAACAGUCGUCGGCGUAGUGCUUCCAUCUCAUCUACGAGAUCCUUAAAUUUGAUUGCCGCUACUGGAGAGGUGUCGGAGAACGCUUACCGCACUCAACUAUCCCCAGUGGUGUCUCCUUCCUCCAGUCCUGAACUUGGUUCACGAUUGAGAGCUGCUUCUGACAAUAUUUCUAUGCAAGCACAUCGUGCACACGUCCCUAUUUUACCAAAACCAGAUCAUGCUGGGUCACACGACCCUGACAGUCCCCGAGCAAGCUCUACAGAUUGCUACAAGCGAGAAGAACAGAGCGAUAUCAAUUUUCCUCGUCUCCACUCUAUUUAUGAGACCCACUGUCAAUCAUUUUGGUCAAAAAUUGCUGCUGAAUACUCUCGUGAUGCACGGGAAGUUUCUGCCAAGGUAGUUGAGGAAGCAAUUACACGCAACCUCUCUCAAACUCGCCCACAACUACCUCCGACACCCAAAUUGAGUCCAGUAGCAUCACCAGAACCGCAACAACCCGACUGUGGCUUUUCUGUGCUAUCAGUGUGUGCUGCUGAGAGCACCCGUCGCAGUUUGGCGGAACGAUGUUCCGUUUCUGCUCUAUUGACUGUUGAAAAGGAAUUGACUACUGCGUAA
This is a messenger RNA of Talaromyces atroroseus, 816 nucleotides long. RefSeq lists its product as hypothetical. The transcript has 5 exons. The record is from RefSeq and is a predicted model, not a curated record. NCBI's taxonomy places the organism in Eukaryota, Fungi, Ascomycota, Eurotiomycetes, Eurotiales, Trichocomaceae. Bases 1 to 816 code for a protein of 271 amino acids.